This is a messenger RNA of Uranotaenia lowii, 3924 nucleotides long. RefSeq lists its product as uncharacterized. Bases 1 to 3924 code for a protein of 1307 amino acids. Lineage: Eukaryota; Metazoa; Arthropoda; Insecta; Diptera; Culicidae. Gene Ontology annotation, molecular function: nucleic acid binding; zinc ion binding. The record is from RefSeq and is a predicted model, not a curated record. The transcript has 6 exons.
AUGCCUCCCAAGGUAUCCAAGUCAAGCAGUCUAAAGACUUUGCGGGUUAAAUUGUCGGAAACUAUUACGGAUUUCGAAGAUAUAAGAAAGUUUAUCUCAAUUAUCGGAGAAACUACCACGUGCAGUCAGGUUAAGGUGAGACUGGAAAGGCUUGACGAUUUGUGGGAGAGAUUUAGCGAUACGAUUAUCGAAGUGAAAACUCAUGAAGAUUUUGUUGCGGAAGAUUUUAACUUUUCUAAGGAACGCCAAGAUGUUAGCGAUUUGUACUAUGAGGCCAAGGCUGUGUUGAUGGAUAAGCUUAAAGAGCUGCAGGAGCCUUUUGUCGAUAGUACAUUUAGCGGGAACAUUGAUGAAUGGAUGAGCUUUCGUGAUCUGUAUACUUCUCUCAUUCACUGGAAAACUGAUCUUCCAGAUGUAGAGAAGUUUCAUUAUCUGAAGGGCUGUCUGCAAGGUGAGCCAAAGAGUUUGGUCGAUUCUCUACAAAUUACCCGAGCAAAUUAUCAGGUGGCUUGGGAUCUUUUGGUCAAGCGUUACAAUAAUAGUAAGUUGUUGAAGAAGAAACAAAUUCCAGCUUUAUUUAGGCUUCCUCAACUUACAAAAGAAUCCCCAUCGGAAUUGCACAGUUUGGUUGAAGAUUUUCAAAAAGCGGUUCAAAUUUUAGAUCAGGCAGUCCAAUCUGCUGAUUACAAGGAUUUGCUGUUGAUACAUUUGCUAACGAGUCGUUUAGAUCCAGUUACUCGUCGCAGUUGGGAAGAACACUCGGCAUCUGAGGAACAAGAGACAAUUUCCCAGCUUAUGGAUUUUCUUCAGAAAAGGGUCACUGUUUUGGAGUCUUUACCGGUUAAAUCUGCAGAUACUAAAUUCGCUCAGCAGCAUUCUUCGAAGUUUCGGUUACCAUUUGUAAAAACAAGCUACGGAUCCUUCCAAACUUCAGGUUCAAAUUGCCCCAUGUGUUCUGGUGGUCACUUCUUAUAUGAGUGUGCUGAGUUUAAAAAACUAAACGCAACGGAAAGGGACUCGGUCUUGUUGAAACAAGAGUUGUGUCGAAAUUGUCUUCGAGCUGGGCACCAGUCAAGGGAAUGCAAAUCAAAAUUCUCUUGUCGGAAUUGCAAGGGACGUCAUCACACCUUGGUUUGCUCUCGAGAUGGUAAAGGAAAUAUUGCAAGCACAAGUUGCUCAAAUUAUCGGAACCACGGAAAUUCGGUAAAUUCGGCAAGCAUAGAGUCAGAUGAGUCAGUGAACGUCACGUCAGUGUCGGCGUCAGGUGUGGAGCGUCCGUCUACGGUUUUACUAGCUACGGCGGUGGUUUGGUUGGAAGAUGAAUAUGGUCGGAAGGUUCCGGCAAGAGCACUUCUCGAUUCCGGGUCGGAAUGCAAUUUUGCAACGGAAAGAUUGAGUCAGCUAAUCAAGGCAAGUCGGAAAAAGGUGUCGGUUACUGUGCAAGGGAUUGGUCAAUCAAAUGCACAGGUGAAGCAACAAAUUCGAGCAAAAUUACGGUCGAGAGUGUCGGACUUUUCUCUAACAACGGAUUUUCUAGUUUUCCCUAAGGUUACUGCAAACUUACCAACGCAAUCGGUUGAUAUUUCGGGCUGGAGAAUGCUCCAGGAAAUAACUUUGGCAGACCCAGCAUUUUUCACAUGCAGAUCAGUAGACCUUGUGUUGGGAAUCGAAUCAUUUUUCUCGUUCUUCAAAUCAGGUCAGGAAAUUUCUCUGGGCAACAACCUCCCAACACUGAUUGAGUCUGUUUUUGGAUGGGUGAUUUGCGGUGGUCAAUCUCUAUCAAGCAAAAGUGACCAAAUCACCUGUAAUGUGUCAGUUUCGGAAACUAUAGAGGACAUGGUUUCACGGUUUUGGUUGAGCGAGGAAAUAGAUGUUGGUCCCAGUUUUUCGCCUGAAGAAGCACGCUGUGAAGAGAUUUUUAAAAAAGACGUUCAACGUUCGGAAGAUGAUCGGUAUAUUGUCAGUUUACCAAGGAAUGAGUCUGUCAUUCAGCGUUUGGGUGAAUCAAAGAGAAUCGCGAUGGACCGUCUCAAGGGUACAGAGCGCAGGUUAGCUUGGAAUCCUGUUUUAUAUGAAGAAUAUCAUAAAUUUAUGAAUGAGUACAUACAGUUGGGUCAUAUGCGAAAGGUUGAGGAAAGGGAUGCCAAAAAGCGGUGCUUUCUUCCACAUCACCCAGUUCUGAAAGAGGCCAGCACAACGACUAAAGUUCGUGUUGUCUUCGACGCAAGUUGCAAAACUUCUUCAGGCGUUUCUUUGAAUGAGGCUUUGCUGCUGGGUCCGACAAUUCAACAAGAUCUUCGCUCCAUUAUUUUGCGCAGUCGGACAAGACAAAUCAUGAUCGUUUCAGACGUCGAAAAAAUGUUUCGGCAAGUUUAUGUCAGGCAGGAAGAUCGGCCUCUACAAUGCAUUCUUUGGAGAGGUUCUCCAGAAGAGGAAAUAAACGUCUACGAAAUGAAUACGGUCACAUAUGGUACGAAGCCAGCUCCAUUCUUAGCAACUAGGGCCCUGAAACAAUUAGCCAUUGAUGAAAGAGAAAACUACUCAAAGGCAGCACAGGUACUGUGCAACGAUGUCUAUAUGGAUGACGUUAUAACCGGAGCAGACACAACGGAAGAAGCGAUUAUUUUGCGUCAGGAACUCGACUCAAUCAUGAAAGCAGGUGGAUUUUUACUUCGGAAAUGGGCUUCGAAUAGUCCUGAAGUAUUGAAAGGAGUUUCACAGCAGAACUUAGCGAUCAAGGUAUCAGACGAAAUCCUUUUGGACCCAGACCCGUCAGUUACUACGCUUGGUUUAGUUUGGAGACCAAAGUCAGACGUUUUGAAACUUAAAUUUCAAAUUCCACGGUUAGAGUUGACGGAACAGUUAACGAAAAGGAAAAUCUUGUCAGUUAUAGCGUCUUUGUUUGACCCACUGGGCCUGGUUGGAGCUGCCAUUACGACAGCAAAAAUUUUCCUACAAUUACUUUGGACUUACGAAGAUAGUAAUGAGAACCAGCGGUUCAAGGUUAUCAAUGUGCCGUCGUCGUGGAUUCAACACGGAAUCCUCAAAUGGCCAAAGUUGUCAAAUGAGAAGAUAGAGAAGCUACGUGUAAGUGGAACUCCUUAUUUCGGAUCCACGAGAAGUAUUCCUGCGAUCGUUAGUCGUCGAUAUCGUAAUUUUGAUAGCGCGGAAGCUGCUGCAGAUGCCAUGACCAAUACGGAGGUGUCGGAUUUGGACAACAAAAAGGCAACCCUGAAAGCUUUGAAAACGAAAGAUAGGAAACUAAAACCAGGCAAAAACUAUAAUGCCUUGUUUUCUGAGUUGAAGAACGAAACUGCAACCGUUUCUUCUGAGCAGGAAUCAAGCUUUCAAAGCGGUUUCGAGUCAAGCAAUGCACAACAAUGCAAUAUUACACCUGAUACCAUAGAUAAUAACUCAUCUGAGCUGAUGGUUAUUCCAUGCGAAAUUCCUGAAAUUUUGACCUCGUUUGAUGGAGACAUUAUCAUAGAGGAUGCAAGCGGAAUUCAAUACCAAAAUAGUGCUCCUCAGCAAACUGAAGGUGCCAAUGAGUCAUCGACAAUUCCACAAAAUGGUGUUAUUUAUUUGGAUGUCCCACCAGCUGCCUAUGAACCGUCAGAUCAAGCUACAUCUUUACCAGAUACCAUAGACGCUAAAUUGGUCCAGAUUGAAAACAAUUUGAAAGCCUUCAUAAAAAUGACGAUAGAUGAAUGUUUCAAGGAGAACUUCUGCAAGUUCAUCUCAAUUAUGGAGAUUCAAAGCAAACAAACUAAUUCGAAGCAAGACACAGCUAUUCCGGUUGAUACGGAACCAGUGGAGUUCCACAAGCGGAUAAUGGAUGAGAAGCAACUGUUGGAUUUUAACGCAUCUUUGGCCAAUGAAAAUCGACGUAAGGAAUACGUAAGUGUAAAUAUUUUAUUGAACUAG